Messenger RNA from Setaria italica (foxtail millet), 1300 nucleotides. RefSeq names its product O-methyltransferase ZRP4. The record is from RefSeq and is a predicted model, not a curated record. Gene Ontology annotation, biological process: methylation. The transcript is spliced from 2 exons. Gene Ontology annotation, molecular function: S-adenosylmethionine-dependent methyltransferase activity; protein dimerization activity; O-methyltransferase activity. Bases 33 to 1112 code for a protein of 359 amino acids. Lineage: Eukaryota; Viridiplantae; Streptophyta; Magnoliopsida; Poales; Poaceae.
CACCAGAAACUAAAACAGCAGGAGCAGUGUACAUGGCGCUCACCACCACGAGCAGCGCUAACCAAGUUUUGCUCGACGCUCAGGUCGAGCUCUGGAACAGCACCUUCGCCUACAUCAAGUCCAUGGCGCUCAAAUCCGCGCUGGACCUCCGCAUCGCCGACGCCAUCCACAGCCACGGCGGCGCCGCCACCCUCGCCCAGAUUGUGGCGACGGUCAAGCUCCACCCGUCCAAGAUCCCCUGCCUCCGCCGCCUCAUGCGCGUGCUCGGGGCCACGGGUGUCCUCAGCGCCCAGAAUCCCUCCGGCAGCGGCGAGCCCGCGUACGCGCUCACGCCGGUGUCCCGCCUCCUCGUCGGCUCGCAGAACAACCUUGCUCCUAUCACCGCCAUGAUACUCCAUCCAUCCUUCGUGUCCCCGUUCCUCGAGCUCGGCGCGUGGUUCCAGAAGGAGCUGCGACCGGAGUCGUGCGUCUUCGAGCACACGCACGGCCAGACCUUGUGGGAGCACGCCGACCGCGACGCGGCCUUCGACGCGCUCGUCAACGACGGGAUGGUCUCCGACAGCCACUUCAUCAUGGACAUCGCCUUCAAGGAGUGCGCGGGUGCCUUUCAGGGGAUAAGCUCCCUGGUGGACGUCGGCGGGGGUCUUGGGGCGGCGGCGCAGGCCAUCGCCAAGGCGUUCCCCGGUGUGAAGUGCAGCGUGCUCGAUCUGGACCACGUCGUCGCCAAGGCUCCUAGUGGCACCGGCGUGCAGUAUAUCGCCGGCGACAUGUUUGAGAGCGUCCCACCGGCGAAUGCUAUGUUCUUCAAGUGGGUUUUGCAUGACUGGGGCGACGAGGACUGUGUUAGGAUACUGAAGAAUUGCAGGAAAGCUAUUCCUCCAAGAGAGGAAGGAGGAAAGGUGAUAAUCAUAGAUAUUGUGGUUGAACAAGGCUCCUCAUCAAACUCAAAGCAAAGAGAAACGCAGGCCCUCUUCGAUCUAUAUAUCAUGCUUGUAAAUGGCAUCGAGCGAGAUGAGCAGGAGUGGAAAAACAUCUUUCUUAAAGCAGGAUUCACCGACUACAAGAUAUCGCCUGUGCUAGGUGCCAGAUCAAUCAUCGAGGUCUACCCGUAAACGUCUCGUGAGCAUAUGGUUAGAUUGGACUGGAUUGUGUGGGUUUGUAAUUUCUGAAUAAAUUUGCUGAUUUAUCGUGGUGGUAUUUCGUUAAUAAAUUGGUGUGCUUGGGAAAAAGAAAUCAGAAUCCCUAUUGUACUGCUCAAUGUAUUCUUCCAAGUAUGUGACAUUGAUCAUAGAUUGGGGAA